Molecule: messenger RNA, 936 nt
Organism: Sporothrix brasiliensis 5110
Lineage: Eukaryota; Fungi; Ascomycota; Sordariomycetes; Ophiostomatales; Ophiostomataceae
Exons: 1
Coding region: 1-936 (311 amino acids)
Source: RefSeq, a predicted model, not a curated record
AUGAGCUCAGAAUUGCCUCCAGGCCGGUUGGGAAACCUCACACCGGAACAAGAGGAGAAGCUUCGCCAGUUCUGGGUCGCUGUGUUUAAGGUGUGCCAGAUUGAUUUGUCUAGCUUCGAUCCCGGUUCUGCCGCGGAAAGCGCCGAUGCGCCUGACGAUGAAGAUGGUUCGGGGGACACUGUUCUUGAAACCAUCAGCUCAGCAGCGGCCAGUGACAGCAAAAAAAAGGACAAGAAAAAAAAACGCAGCCUGUUCAAGCGGUCAAAGAAGGACGGGGGCACAAAGGAUGGUGGUUCUAAAGACGGCAAUCCGGCAGGUGAGUCUGUCGCUACUGUGACUAAAGCAGUCUCCGCUGUGGACCUUGCUGCAGCAGGCGCGGAUGACAAGUACGGCCAGAGCAAACUAUUCCAGGAAGCACUGGCCAACCAAACCCCUGAGUCCAUCCGUGACACCUUAUGGGCAAUGGUCAAGCACGACCACCCUGAUGCACUCUUUCUUCGCUUCCUCCGAGCCAGAAAAUGGGAUGUUGACAAGGCCCUUGUCAUGCUUGUGUCUACUAUGCACUGGCGGGCACGGGACAUGCACGUCGACGAUGAUAUCAUGCUGAAGGGCGACGGUGGCGCUGCUGAAGAAGUGGCCACUGCCACCGAUGAAAAGGCCAAGACCAUCAGCGAAGAUUUCUUGGCUCAGAUGCGCAUGGGCAAGAGUUUCCUCCAUGGCUCAGACAAACAAGGCCGGCCCAUUUGCAUCGUACGCGUUCGGUUGCAUCACCAAGGCGACCAGGUCGAACAGAGCGUCGAGCGCUGCACGGUUUACAUCAUUGAGACAGCUCGCCUGUCUCUUCGCCCACCUGUCGAUACUGCGGUAAACACGAUCCCUUCAGACAAACGUUCCGCCUUCUGUGACUACAACUUGGUAUCGUUUACUAAUAAAUGA